This is a messenger RNA of Moneuplotes crassus, 2464 nucleotides long. The record is from the annotation of a GenBank genome assembly. Lineage: Eukaryota; Ciliophora; Spirotrichea; Euplotida; Euplotidae.
AUGGAGCUUUUAUAUGUGACUGAAGGAAAGGACGGCAAAGUUGCCUUCCCAGGAAGUACUUAUCAUACUAAAGAAUUGACGGAAGAGCUAGAUUUUCAGAAGCGUAUUUAGUGAGGCCAAUCCUGAUGACCUUUGAAAGCUCCAUUAUGAACAGGGAAAGAUGCUCCAAAAAGUGAGAAUUUUCGACAAAGCAGUUGAAUGAUUUAAUUAUGUCAUCACAGAAUCCUUGAAAGAUAUCAGAGCAGUAGGCGUCGAUGUCUAUGCAUACAAAUGCUACCAAGCAAAAGCAGUGAUUCACUUUGACAUCUUGUGCUUUAAGACUGCAUUUGAGUGCCUUGGCAAGGCAGAGGGCAUCAUCCAAGAACUCUAUGAAAGAAAAACCGGGAACCCCUCCAGACAGAUGCUUGAGCACAGGAAGAUCGUGUCUAGGUAUUACAGGAAGUUCCAAAAAUUUGAUAAAGCUCUUGAAAUUUUAAUGGAUGUUUAUAAAACCGAAAGAAAGAUCUACACAAAUGUCACCAACGAAGAAGACCAGGUCGAAGAUGAACACAAGGAAGAGGAAAAGCAAGAUGCUGAAGAAGCAGGUGAAGAUGACCAAAAAGUUGAAAUUUUGGAAGAAGUCAAAAUUGAGGAAGAAGUAGUCGAGAAACCAAUUGAAGAUUCUGAUGUUGAUGGUGAUGACUUGGAUAAAGAUAUUAAUUUGAGACUCGGUCAGACUAUGAUCCAGAUCAUGGAGAUUCAUGCACUCAAAAAUGAUAUCAAGAAAGGACUUACCUUCAGAAAUGCGGCUGAAAAAUAUAUCUUAGCAGCAACUAAAGGAGAUAAGAAGAACAAGCAUUACAUUAAAUUCUUGCAAGCCUCAGGUCACAUGUUUUUCAAAUCACAGGACUCUAAGGAUAUCUCAAAGGCUUAUGACUUCUAUGAUGAGGCUAACAAGUUACUUGAAGAGGUCGUUGGUAACAAGAGCAUCGAUUACUUGCUAUCCUUCGUAGAUAUCGGAGAGGUCUAUCUCUAUCAGAGAGAUUACGAGAAAGCUGACGCUUUCUUGACAUUCUGCAGAGAUGAGACUAUUAAAUACUAUGGUGAGAGAAGUAUCUACCUCAACAGAGUUAACUCAGCCCUGAUUGAGGUUCAUGCUGAAACUAAGGAAAGCAGAGGGGAUAUAACAUUUAAAUACUCCAUGGACAAUUUGGACAUUGCUAUUGAGCUUUAUGGCGAAAUGUCUAUUUUCACUCUAGGAUUCUACAUGAGCGGAGUUUCUGCCAACUCUACCAGAGGAAAUUAUAAUGUAGUCAAUAAUAUCCUCAACAAGAUGGGUCAGAUCUUGGAGAUGUCUGGGGAAGGAUACAAUGGAAACCAGUAUUUCUUCCUAUCUAGUAUUAUCGCUGGAAUGAUCGCCUCACAAAGCAAGGACUUUGAGAAAGCAGUCAUGCUUUUCAGCUCUACUUUGAGAAGACAACUUGAGUAUGUUGGACUUGAGAAGGACCAUCCCUUUUUAGAACAGACUUACUACCAUCUUGCUAUGUUAUACAACAGAGCUGGCAAUUUGAACCGGAGUCUUGUCAUGUGGAACAGCGCUCUGGAAGUUGGCAAGAGGAAAUACGGAGAGAACAGCUAUCUGCUUGCUACUAAUUAUAAAAAUAUUGGUGUAUGUGAGAUUGGCCUGGGCUUAAUUAAUGAAGCUAUUAAGAAUCUUGACAAAGCCAAGAAUCUCUGUAAGAGCAAGCUAGAUACCACAGAUAAUAAAAUAGAAAUCAAAGCUGAGCAAAGAGAACUAGGAGAGAUUUAUUACAACCUCUAUCUUGCCUAUGUUUCUAAGAGCGAUUGGGAUGGUGCAAUCAGUGCUAACGAACAGUCAUGUCAGUAUAAUUUAUUAGCACUUGGAGAAGACGACUACAAUGUAUCCAACAGCCAUUACCUAGGAGCCCAGAUUUAUUUAAAGAAACUCCAUUUAGAUGAAGCUCUCCACUACGCCACUAAAGCCAAUGAGAUUAUCGACAGAAAACCCGAAAGAGAGCCCUUGCUUUUCGUCAGAUACAGAUUCCUAAGAGCAAAACUGUAUAAAAAUCUUGAGAAAAAUGAAGAAUCGCUCAAAGAUCUGGACGAAGCAAUACAAGUGUCUGAAAGUUACAAAAGACUUUAUGCCGAAGAAAUCGAUCUGAAGAAAUUCAGAACUGAUUUAAUCUCCACGCUUAGUGAGGAAGAAAGAGCUUCCUUUGGAAUAGACAUGAAGAAAGAGCAAGAAAAAGAGAGAAGAGAUAAAGAGAAAAGAGACUUCCUUGAAUCUGAAUACAAAAAAACUCUUAAAGCUCAGCAGCUAAAAGCUCAAGGAGGAGCCCCAGAAGAAGGAAACCCUGAAGAAGAUGAUGAGGAUGAGGAUGAUAGCACUUUAAUAACCGUUGCAGCCCUAUUCGGAGUGGCAGCUAUUGGAGCAGGCAUUUUCUACCUCCUGGGCAAGAAAUAA